GCUUUGUCAAAACGACAGAAAAUACACACGCGCUCGCAUCAUUGAGCUUCCCGGGCCCCGGUGCCUAACGUGAAGCGGCCAGGUGGAGGAGCUGAAUGCGCUCUGCACUAGUCUAUGUGGUGAUGAUGGUCUUAUCGCUUAUAUCUAUCAUAAUAACUACCCAAUGGGACAUAAAUAUAUCAUCAGCACGUCACUCAUGCAGAUGCAGUUCAAAUUCACACACACUCUCACACACACACACACACACACUCACACACACACACACACACACACACACACACACUUUGGCUCCCUCCACUUGAACAGAGGAAUAUGUCAUUUUCUGCCCGUGGUCACGUGACCACUCUCCCUGUGAGAUGGAUGGAGAUGGAUCUCCACGUCAGCUUCGCGUCUGAAAAUUUCAGCUGCGCGGACAUGCUUCAAAGCCACAGCAGCAGCAGCAACCGCGCCGGAGCGCCGUCAGACGCUGGAGCUCCGCGCGUGAGUAGAGCCCAGCCCCGAGCCCCCGAGCCAUGAUGGAUUUUGAUGAGCGGGUGCCCGUCGGGUCCAACAUGUAUUUGCCCAGCUGCACGUACUACGUCUCCGGGACGGACUUCUCGAGCCUGCCGCCGUUCCUGCCCCAAGCCCCGUCGUCCUGUCCCGUGACAUACUCGUACUCCUCGUCCAACCUACCGCAGGUCCAGUCCGUGAGAGAAGUUGCCUUCAGGGAUUACGGCAUUGACACGGCUAGCAAAUGGCACCACCACCGGGGCAAUCUGUCCCACUGUUGCAGCGCAGAAGACGUGGUGCACCGGGACUGCCUCUCGAGCCCGGGGACACUCGGUGAGAUGUUUGCAAAAAACAACUCGGUUGUCUAUCACUCGGCGUCUAGCCACGCGUCCAACCUGUACGGCGGCGCGGGCAGGAACGGAGUUCUCCCGCAGGCGUUCGAUCAGUUCUUCGAGACGGCGUACGGCAGCACGGAGAGCGUGUCAACGGAGCAGUCGGUGGACAGGACCGCCAGCAAACCGCCGCCGCCUGCACCGGAGUCCGGCGCGGACACGUGCCGGGAGACGGGGGAGAAAGAACGGCUCGAGGAGAACAGCAGCCCUGAAUCCUCUUCCGGCAACAAUGAAGAGAAAUACAGCAGCAGCGGCAGUGCCCAGCGGACGCGGAAGAAGAGAUGUCCUUACACCAAGUACCAGAUCCGCGAGCUGGAGAGAGAGUUCUUCUUCAGUGUGUACAUCAAUAAAGAGAAACGCCUUCAGUUGUCGCGGAUGCUCAACCUCACCGACCGCCAAGUUAAGAUCUGGUUCCAGAAUCGGCGCAUGAAGGAGAAGAAGCUGAACCGGGACAGACUACAGUAUUACAGCGUCAACCCGCUGCUGUGAGCGGGAGAGGCCCGCGCCGCGCGGGACACACGCGACCGACUACAGUAUUACAGCGUGAACCCGCCGCUGUGAGCGGUUAGAGGCCCGCGCCGCGCGGGACACACGCGACGGUUAAUUUCAAGUUCGCGGCUACGGGCGACAUUCCGCCUCUCUCUCAGACUCAGAGCAACUGGACUCAGGAUUUCUCUUUGGCCACUCAGUUGUGAUGUCUUUCGCGCUUUGAACUAAAGAAAAACAUUAUUUGCAGUGUGUCGUGCCCCUACCAGAGGACAUCCCCCUUCGGCGGGC
Molecule: messenger RNA, 1658 nt
Organism: Clupea harengus (Atlantic herring)
Lineage: Eukaryota; Metazoa; Chordata; Actinopteri; Clupeiformes; Clupeidae
Gene: hoxa11b
Product: homeobox A11b
Biological process (GO): regulation of transcription by RNA polymerase II; anatomical structure development
Cellular component (GO): nucleus
Molecular function (GO): RNA polymerase II cis-regulatory region sequence-specific DNA binding; DNA-binding transcription factor activity, RNA polymerase II-specific
Source: RefSeq, a predicted model, not a curated record